AUGGCCCAAGCAGUGGUCGAUGAGGAGGACUAUCCUUCCUGGAUCAAUGAUGACGUCUUCCGGAAGGCUCGCUUUCAAGGAGAUCCUCGAUACAACCGCUUCGUUAUUAUACGCACCGCUUAUGGCCCUGGAUCGGACCAGAAAUUCGAGCAUGCUCUUGAAAUUAUAAACAAUAUCGCCCAGCACUGGGUUGAAGGCGAAGUCGAAGGUGUCAAGUUCCUGAUUACCCGUGGCAAAGAAACGGACUUCCGAUAUAGGGAUGUCCCUGUCGAGGUUGACACGCGCCCAAACGAGGAAUUUGUACGCCGCUAUGAGAAUGACGUUGUGGAGGAUCAGAGUCUGGAAAACGCCUCUUUGGCUGCGGUGCGCGAAUAUUUCAAGACCUGGAUUGCAUCCAAGGGGGGCAGGUCGAACGUUGGGAAUACAAGAUAUGUUGCGUGCAUCAUGCUCGAUGCCGAGACCCUCUCUCAGCUUGCUACUGCGCCUAAGGGCUUUCCUCACGGAUGUGAUGUUUACAGCUCCUCAUACUGGGUUAAGAUGGUCGACGUGGAGCCAAAUCCUGACGAGGCGGUUUAUGUACGUGUGCGUGGAGCUGACGAUUUGAUAAAAUAUUGGUUUAUCCGGAACCUGAUCCGAAGCCAUGUGUUGACACACAGGAAAGAUCGCGAAUAUCCAGGAGUUCUUCACUUUGGCGACCCGCCGUCAGAAGGAUUUGAGGCAUUGGGGGGACCACCUCUUUCCUUGUUUUAG
Molecule: messenger RNA, 750 nt
Organism: Fusarium odoratissimum NRRL 54006
Lineage: Eukaryota; Fungi; Ascomycota; Sordariomycetes; Hypocreales; Nectriaceae
Exons: 2
Coding region: 1-750 (249 amino acids)
Source: RefSeq, a predicted model, not a curated record